AAGAAAGAAAUGAGGGUGCCCCAGAGAACGGGGCCCAAAAUCUCCGAUUUUGUCAUUUCUCCCUUUUCUUACUUUCAUUUCCCUCUGAUCUCCUUCUAGGGUUUUUGAUAUAGCAGCCAUGGCUGCUGCAUCUUUCAAUGGAGCGAUCACCCUUUCUUCUUCUUCUUCUUCAUCUUAUCAUUCUAUGAUCAGUAACAGUAAAUCAAAAUCUCCAAACUUCAACAACUUCUUGAUGAUCAACCCAUCACCUAAUGUUUCAUCUCCAAAUAUUCAUCCACUAGUGAUGAAGGGUUCAAGAAGAGACACUCCCAAUUCAGUUUCAUCUUCCAAACCAUGGGUGAAUCAAAACACUGGAAAACCCGAUCCAGUCUAUCGCAAUCGAUUGGUUAACAUGAUGGUUAAUCGGAUUCUCAAAAACGGGAAAAAAUCAUUAGCGUAUCACAUCAUAUACCGAGCACUGAAAAAGAUUCAACAAAAGACUGAUACAAAUCCGUUGAUUGUUUUGCGUGAUGCGAUACAAGGAGUAACUCCUGAUGUAACGGUGAAAUCAAGACGUGUAGGCGGAUCGACUCAUCAGGUUCCUAUUGAGGUUGGGUAUGCACAAGGGAAGGCACUUGCUAUUCGUUGGUUGUUGAGAGCUUCCAGAAAACGGCCGGGGAAAAGUAUGGAUGUUAAGUUGAGCCGUGAAUUGAUGGAUGCUGCAAAUGGGAGUGGCGAUGCUGUGCGAAAAAAGGAAGAGACUCAUAAAAUGGCCGAGGCAAAUCGAGCUUUUGCGCAUUUUCGGUGAUCCAUGAGUACAUGAUAAAAAGAUGAGUCUACUUGUUUCUCGCUUAAUGUUGUUUCAGUUCAUGUUUUCAUAUUAGAUUAGCUGGUGUGACUAUGUAGAUUAACGCUUAUAUUCGAACAACUUUGAUGUUUUUGCAAUGCAUUGUCAGUUCAUAACCACAAUUUUAUGGUUUGUGUCAAACUCAAAACAGUGAAACAGGAACAGCAUUAUGGUAAUUGUGAUUUUAUUAAGUUUGAUG
This is a messenger RNA of Papaver somniferum (opium poppy), 1025 nucleotides long. Its product is annotated as 30S ribosomal protein S7, chloroplastic-like. The record is from RefSeq and is a predicted model, not a curated record. Gene Ontology annotation, molecular function: structural constituent of ribosome; mRNA binding; rRNA binding. NCBI's taxonomy places the organism in Eukaryota, Viridiplantae, Streptophyta, Magnoliopsida, Ranunculales, Papaveraceae. The coding region runs from base 119 to 787 and encodes 222 amino acids. The transcript has a single exon. Gene Ontology annotation, cellular component: ribosome; small ribosomal subunit. Gene Ontology annotation, biological process: ribosomal small subunit assembly; translation.